CUUACAGUCACAUGCCUAUACGUUCCUGUCAUGUGACUUGCGCCGUCGAAAAUGACCGCUGGACACAGCCAGCAGAAUGCAGCAGUGGUCUUGUUGUUCAUUCAUUUAUGUUUCUCUGGUGGUUAUCAACUGACUGAGUUACAGGUGGGCCUGUGCCAUCUCUGCAACGGGACGGUCCAGAACGGCACUGCCGUGAGCCAGUUCUGUUCCGCGUCUGCGGGUUUGAUUGAUGGCCGCUGCUGCCUGCUGAGAAAAGAGAACAUCAGGGAUGCGGACUACAUCAUCGGGUUGGACCUAUCAAACUGUUCCCUGAGCCGUGUGGAAGACCUUCAAGAUGCAUUCAGCGCUACAACAAUAGAUCUCUCACUGAACCCCAUUGUAAAUCUGGACGAUUCACUGUUUGAAGGCUUUAUCCUGUUGGCUAAACUGAUUCUGCCUGCCAACUUGGUCUGUCCAGGAGGCAAUGCAUCAUGGGACAAGGUGAAGGUCAAAGGGGAAACUCAUUUUUGUGAAGGACAGAAAGACAUCUGUAACCAGACUGGUUAUUUGUCGUUGAACUGCCCCGAGAAUUCCCUCUGUCUACCAUACGGUCCGGGCUUCUUUCAAUGUAGCUGCGUGGAUGCCUUCCGUGGAUACAAGUGUCUUCGAGAGGGAGAGUUUCCUAUAAUCCAGGUGUUCGGGCCUCUAGCGGGCUCCACGGUCCUGGUCUCCAUCCUGCUAUGGGUCACCCAAAGACGCAAGGCCAUAUCAGUCUGAGGUUGUACCCGAGCACCUGGUCUGAGGCCUAGUCCUAGGACAUUUUCAAGUGGUACUGACCUGAAAUAGCAGGGGAAAUGCUGAGUGGACUGUUGAUUGAGGAGAUGGUCUCAGGGGUUAAUGUUAUAUUGCUGACAGUGGACUGUUGAUUGAAAUGGACUCGGGUUAAUGUCAUAGUGCUGACUGUGGACUGUUGAUUGAAAUGGUCUCAGGGGUUAAUGUCAUAGUGCUGACAGUGGACUGUUGAUUGAAAUGGUCUCAGGGGUUAAUGUCAUAGUGCUGACAGUGGACUGUUGAUUGAGGAGAUGGUCUCAGGGGUUAAUGUCAUAGUGCUGACAGUGGACUGUUGAUUGAAAUGGUCUCAGGGGUUAAUGUCAUAGUGCUGACAGUGGACUGUUGAUUGAAAUGGUCUCAGGGGUUAAUGUCAUAGUGCUGACAGUGGACUGUUGAUUGAAAUGGUCUCAGGGGUUAAUGUCAUAGUGCUGACAGUGGACUGUUGAUUGAAAUGGUCUCAGGGGUUAAUGUCAUAGUGCUGACAGUGGACUGUUGAUUGAAAUGGUCUCAGGGGUUAAUGUCAUAGUGCUGACAGUGGACUGUUGAUUGAGGAGAUGGUCUCAGGGGUUAAUGUCAUAGUGCUGACAGUGGACUGUUGAUUGAGGAGAUGGUCUCAGGGGUUAAUGUCAUAGUGCUGACAGUGGACUGUUGAUUGAAAUGGUCUCAGGGGUUAAUGUCAUAGUGCUGACAGUGGACUGUUGAUUGAAAUGGUCUCAGGGGUUAAUGUCAUAGUGCUGACAGUGGACUGUUGAUUGAAAUGGUCUCAGGGGUUAAUGUCAUAGUGCUGACAGUGGACUGUUGAUUGAAAUGGUCUCAGGGGUUAAUGUCAUAGUGCUGACAGUGGACUGUUGAUUGAGGAGAUGGUCUCAGGGGUUAAUGUCAUAGUGCUGACAGUGGACUGUUGAUUGAGGAGAUGGUCUCAGGGGUUAAUGUCAUAGUGCUGACAGUGGACUGUUGAUUGAAAUGGUCUCAGGGGUUAAUGUCAUAUUGCUGACAGUGGACUGUUGAUUGAGGAGAUGGUCUCAGGGGUUAAUGUCAUAGUGCUGACAGUGGACUGUUGAUUGAAAUGGUCUCAGGGGUUAAUAUCAUAGUGCUGACAGUGGACUGUUGAUUGAGGAGAUGGUCUCUAGGCCCAUAUGACAUGUUUUGAGACUUAUCUUUGAAAGGCACGCUGUCAGAAUUGACCGUUUUUGAUGCUGUGUGUAAUCGCCACACAUUUUACAAUUGUUGUACAGCUUGCAGCCAUUUAUCUCGAUCACCAUGGCGUUAUGUUCAACAUAAGUUGUAACUUAAUGUAUAUUCUAUUCAUGGUUUAUUUACUAAGACUAACGUCCGUUACCUGAAGCAGGUAACGUCAUCUACUUUGCAUGUGUAUAAGUCAAUUCUAGUAGGAGCUAUAAUGUGCAAUAUAAAUUGCAAUAGCAACUAAAUAUUAUCAUAGUUUUGGGGGGGGGACUGACAAGAUAUCGAUUUGAUAAAUCACAUUAUAGAGAGACAUGAGCAAAACACAUUGCUUUGCAGACAGUACCACCAAUGUUGCCUUGUUCAUACAUGGUUACAGAUCAAUAUGUUUAUUAACUGAAAUGGGUUGCCUUUUGUAUUUUUACCUUGGAUUAAAGACAGAUGUUAUACACGGACUCAAGUGA
Messenger RNA from Oncorhynchus kisutch (coho salmon), 2456 nucleotides. RefSeq names its product all-trans retinoic acid-induced differentiation factor-like. Gene Ontology annotation, cellular component: intracellular membrane-bounded organelle. Lineage: Eukaryota; Metazoa; Chordata; Actinopteri; Salmoniformes; Salmonidae. The record is from RefSeq and is a predicted model, not a curated record. Gene Ontology annotation, biological process: positive regulation of osteoblast differentiation. The transcript is spliced from 7 exons. Bases 52 to 756 code for a protein of 234 amino acids.